CUGUGAUUCAGGACAGACGACGUGUUGUUACCGGAAGUUGCUCUGACAGUCAACACAGGAGAGCUCUUCCGGUAAACUACCUUUUCCGGUAGGCAAUACCACAUAGCAAGCAUGAAGAUCGUGCAGAGUAACCAGCUUGUGAAGAUCCCACUGGAGCUCACUGGCUCCGUGAAAUCCCGCAAGGUAACUAUUACUGGGCCGAGGGGCACUCUCACAAGAAGCUUCCGUCAUUUGGCAGUUGACAUCAGUAUGAUCGGAAAGAACACCAUCAAAGUUGAGAAGUGGUACGGCAAGCACAAGGAACUGGCUGCUGUCAGGACCGUGUGCAGUCAUAUUGAGAACAUGAUGAAAGGGGUCACCAAGGGUUACCUGUAUAAAAUGAGAUCAGUAUAUGCUCAUUUCCCAAUCAACAUUGCCAUCCUUGAUGGUGGAAAUUCCGUGGAGGUUAGGAACUUCCUUGGUGAGAAGUACACCCGUAAAGUUAACAUGUUGCCAGGAGUGUCAUUCUCCACCUCCCCCUCUAUGAAGGACGAGUUCUACAUCCAGGGAAAUGACAUUGAGCUGGUGUCCAGAUCGGCUGCCUUGGUGCAACAGUCCACUACAGUAAAGGACAAAGACAUCAGGAAGUUCUUGGACGGAAUCUACGUUUCUGAGAAGACCAAUGUGGUCACAGAAUAAAGGGACUGUACUGAUUGCUAAAUUAAAAAAAAAAAAAGGAAAUAUCA
Pecten maximus is the source of this 725-nucleotide messenger RNA. Its product is annotated as 60S ribosomal protein L9-like. Gene Ontology annotation, molecular function: structural constituent of ribosome; rRNA binding. The transcript is spliced from 5 exons. NCBI's taxonomy places the organism in Eukaryota, Metazoa, Mollusca, Bivalvia, Pectinida, Pectinidae. Bases 112 to 678 code for a protein of 188 amino acids. Gene Ontology annotation, biological process: cytoplasmic translation. Gene Ontology annotation, cellular component: cytosolic large ribosomal subunit; ribosome. The record is from RefSeq and is a predicted model, not a curated record.